CUAAUUCCUUAAACAAUUAUAUCACAUGUCACGAAUCUACCAAAUAUAUAUUGCAUAACUCAUUAAAGAAUAUACGUCCAUAUGCAACUAAUACUGACAAUUUGCCACACCACAUAAAGAUCACAUUGCCUGCCCUUUCUCCUACAAUGGAUAAAGGAACUUUAGCUAAAUGGGAAAAGAAGGAAGGGGAUCCAGUCUCGGAGGGUGAUUUAUUAGCAGAAAUUGAAACUGAUAAGGCAACUGUUGGGUUGGAAGCUAGUGAAGAGGGUUUUGUGGCAAAAAUUUUGAUACCUAAUGGCACCAAAGAUAUUCCUCUGGGAAAAUUGUUGUGCAUUGUUGUCCCAGAGAAGGGAGAUAUAGCAGCAUUUAAAAAUUUCAAACUCAGUGAGGAUGAUGAUAUUCCUGAACCCAUUAAUGUUAAGUUAUCACAGGAUGAAAUCUAUAUGAGAGGCAAGCAAGAAGAACAUAAACCUGAAUCAUCAAAGCCACCACAAUCAAUACCCAUUCAACAAGAGGAAGAAAAGGACGAGAAAAUAGAAUUUCAGCAGCCGCCUGCUCAAUACGGCCAGUCGUCAGGACUGGACUCAAAAAAAUCGUCCUUGAAAUCCCCCGCUACCCCAUUCGCGAAAACAUUAGCCGCUCAAAAGGGUGUUGCACUCAGCGGUAUAGAGGGAACUGGACAAGAAGGAACUAUAACAAGUCAAGACAUACUUAAGCAGAGCCCUCUUCCGUCUCAUUUACAAUCAAUGAAGUCUUCUCCCGGUUCGCUCAAAACUCAGAGUCAUCAAUCUUACGUGGACAUUGAUCUCAGCAAUAUGCGACAAACUAUAGCUAGAAGAUUACUUUAUUCUAAACAAUCUAUCCCACAUUACUACUUGACUAUGGAAAUAAAUAUGGCACGAAUUGAUAAAGUUCGCAAACAAUUCAACGAAAUAUUGGAAGAUGAUGAUGUUAAAUUGUCCAUCAACGAUUUCAUUAUUAAAGCGUCAGCCCUGACCUGCUUUUAUCAUAAGGAAUGCAAUUCUUCAUGGAUGGAAACGCAGAUUAGACAAUACUAUAAUGUUGACGUUAGCGUGGCUGUUAGUACCUCUGCAGGCCUAAUAACUCCUAUUAUUUUUAACGCCGAAUCUAAAGGAUUAAAAACUAUAAAUCUCGAAAUGAAAGAUUUAGCCGCUCGCGCCAGACAAGGGAAACUCAAACCUCAAGAAUUUCAAGGCGGUACUUUUACCAUCUCUAAUUUAGGAAUGUUUGGAAUCGAUGAGUUUACUGCCAUCAUAAAUCCGCCCCAGGCUUGCAUUUUAUCUAUCGGAACUAGUAAUAAAAAAUUGAUCGAGGAUUCUAAACAAGAUAAUGGGUUUAGGUCAGUACCCGUUAUGAAAGUUACUUUAGGCUGCGAUCAUAGAUUGGUUGAUGGAGCUGUCGGGGCGAAAUGGUUGCAAUAUUUCAAAAAAAUCAUGGAAGAUCCUGUCAAUAUGUUAUUGUAAACCAUAACAUAUAAAAUUAUCAAUUUUAAAGCAUUUAAUAUUUAAAUAAAAACUAAUCAAUUAUUUAAAAAUAAAACGGUUUUACUAUUUUCAUGUUUUUUUGUGAAAUUUGCAUAUUAUUAUUUAUAUCCUUUAUUUUCUUUUUUUCGACGUUAGUGAAAUUUAUAUAAUUAUAUAAAAUUUCUAAAUAUUUAAUUUACAAAAUUCCAAUAUAAUUUUUUUCC
Gordionus sp. m RMFG-2023 is the source of this 1708-nucleotide messenger RNA. Its product is annotated as dihydrolipoyllysine-residue acetyltransferase component of pyruvate dehydrogenase complex-like. NCBI's taxonomy places the organism in Eukaryota, Metazoa, Nematomorpha, Gordioida, Chordodea, Parachordodidae. Gene Ontology annotation, molecular function: dihydrolipoyllysine-residue acetyltransferase activity. The transcript is spliced from 11 exons. The record is from RefSeq and is a predicted model, not a curated record. Gene Ontology annotation, biological process: pyruvate decarboxylation to acetyl-CoA. Bases 147 to 1484 code for a protein of 445 amino acids.